Phacochoerus africanus (Common warthog) is the source of this 2976-nucleotide messenger RNA. RefSeq names its product NADPH oxidase 1 (gene NOX1). Lineage: Eukaryota; Metazoa; Chordata; Mammalia; Artiodactyla; Suidae. The transcript is spliced from 13 exons. The coding region runs from base 700 to 2394 and encodes 564 amino acids. Gene Ontology annotation, molecular function: superoxide-generating NAD(P)H oxidase activity. Gene Ontology annotation, biological process: defense response; superoxide anion generation. Gene Ontology annotation, cellular component: plasma membrane; NADPH oxidase complex. The record is from RefSeq and is a predicted model, not a curated record.
UUCAUUUCUGCUGUGCCACAAUGGGAACUCCGAGGCUGUUUUUCUUGAUCCAAGGUAUACAUUUAUACCUGCUAAAUUUUAUCUUAUUCUGUUUGGCCAUUUUUUUCAUUUGUCCUUCCAACAAAUCAAGCUCUCCUCAGAGCCAGAUCAUCUUCCAGGAGAAUUGGUAAACUGAAGUUUCUGAGCUAGCCAUGCUGAGAUCCCAAUUGCAGAGGGCAGGAUGCAGCAGCUCUUCUGAAAGCCUGCCAUAAAGCAGCUUCCUUAACACACUUGUUUCCUGCCCGCUUCUUCUGAGGUCAUCUUUUUAUAGCCUCCCGCCUAAAAUGUUUCUUGUGAGAAAUCUUAGCUUAUCAAGGAAGGCAAUGCCUCACAUUGUCAUGUUGAUAGGUUGAUGGAGAGAAUAUUCUCACCCUAGAAGAUGGCUAUUUCCUGAAGGGAUAAAACCACCAGGGAAAACCCCUGUGGUUCUCUUAGGGUAGGGCUGGUCUCCUGAAGCUGAUAACAUAACUCUGUCCAGAGGAGGAAGGCAGGAAAUACAGCUAUUCAUUCCUGGAAGUUUUGUGGGUAGGUGUGCAUCUUUCACAGCUUAAAGAUUCACAGACCCUGAGCUGGACAGAGGUGCCAACCCUGAAGAACUCCAGAAUCCAGGUUGCUGAAUCUUCCCUGCUGCCUACAGAGGCUCCAAAACACCUCUUGACAAUGGGAAAUUGGGUGGUUACCCAUUGGUUCUCAGUUUUAUUUCUGGCUGCUUGGUUGGGGCUGAAUGUUUUCCUGUUUGUGCAUGCUUUCCUGUUUUUUGAGAAGGCGGACAAGUACUACUACACAAGACAAAUCCUGGGAUCGGCGUUGGCCUGGGCCCGAGCCUCAGCUCGCUGCCUGAAUUUUAACAGCAUGCUGAUCCUGCUUCCUGUGUGUCGAAAUCUGCUGUCUUUCCUGAGAGGCAGCUGCUCAUUUUGUAGGCGCACCCUGAGAAAGCAACUGGAUCACAACAUUACCUUCCACAAGCUGGUGGCAUAUAUGAUCUGCCUCCACACAGCAAUUCACAUCAUUGCACACCUGUUUAACUUUGAACGAUACAGCAGAAGCCGGCAGGCCACAGAUGGAUGCCUUGCUUCCAUUCUCUCCAACUUGUCUCACCAAGAGAAAGAAGGGGAUUCUUGGCUAAAUCCCAUCCAGUCCCCAGACAUGACAGUGGAGUAUGUGACAUUCACCAGCAUUGCUGGUCUCACUGGAGUGAUCAUCACAAUAGCUCUGGUUCUCAUGGUGACUUCAGCUAUGGAGUUUAUCCGGAGGAGUUAUUUCGAGGUCUUCUGGUAUACACACCAUAUUUUUAUCAUCUACUUCGUUGGCUUAGGGAUUCAUGGCAUUGGAGGAAUGGUCCGGGGUCAAACAGAAGAGAGCCUAGACGAGAGUCAUCCUCACAAGUGCGCAGAGUUUUUUGAAAAGUGGGGUGAUCCUGACUCCCAUUGCAAGCGCCCCCAAUUUGAAGGGCUCCCUGCUGAGUCCUGGAAAUGGAUCCUUACACCAAGCAUUCUUUAUAUCUUUGAAAGGAUCCUCCGAUUUUAUCGCUCCCGGCAAAAGGUCGUGAUUACCAAGGUGGUCAUGUAUCCAUCCAAAGUUUUGGAAUUGCAGAUGAACAAGCGUGGCUUCAGCAUGGAAGUGGGACAGUAUAUUUUUGUUAAUUGCCCCUCGAUCUCUUGCCUGGAAUGGCAUCCCUUUACCCUGACCUCUGCCCCAGAGGAAGACUUCUUCUCCAUUCAUAUUCGAGCAGCAGGGGACUGGACAGAAAAUCUCAUAAGGGCUUUUGAACAACAGCAUUCGCCAGUUCCAAGGAUUGAGGUGGAUGGUCCUUUUGGCACUGUCAGUGAGGAUGUUUUCCAGUAUGAAGUGGCUAUGUUGGUUGGAGCAGGAAUUGGGGUCACCCCCUUUGCUUCCAUCUUGAAAUCCAUCUGGUACAAAUUUCGGAAUGCAGAUCACAGCCUCAAAACACAAAAGAUCUAUUUCUACUGGAUUUGCAGGGAAAUAGGUGCCUUUGCUUGGUUCAAUGACCUAUUGGCUUCCCUGGAACAAGAGAUGGAGGAGCUAGGCAAAGUGGGUUUUCUAAACUACCGUCUCUUUCUCACCGGAUGGGACAGCAAUGUUGCUGGUCAUGCGGUAUUAAACUUUGACAAGGCCACUGACAUCCUGACAGGCCUGAAACAGAAAACCUUCUUUGGGAGACCUAUGUGGGACAAUGAGUUUUCUACAAUAGCUACUGCCCACCCCAAGUCAGUGGUGGGUGUCUUCCUAUGUGGUCCUCAGACUUUGGCAAGGAGCCUGCGUAAAUGCUGUCAACGAUAUUCCAGUCUGAAUCCUAGGAAGGUUCAAUUCUACUUCAACAAAGAAAAUUUCUGAAUUAGAAGAAUAAGGAUGAUUAUGUAUUUAGUCUCUCCUUGGUUAUCUUCAACAAUUUACUUGGUCUGGUCAGAUUUGGGCAGCCACUGAAGGACAAUAUUAUGUUCCUUUCAAGCCUUGACACCUUGGCAUUCUUUUUUGAUUGGAUCCAAUUUCUUCAUCCCUGAGCUUCAUGGACCUAAGAACUUCAGAAGUCACAAUAAUUGCAAAGCCUUUAUUGGGAUCCUUUCUUGGGAAAACAACUGUAAAUCUUUCUGGAAUGCCUUGACUGCAGCAAGACAGAUUUGAGUUACACAAUUUAACCCCAAGUGGUUUUGUUGAUUCCAAGAGUUGCCAUCUCCUAGACUCUGGGUCACACUCUCCCCACCCUCCCAUCCUCAAAGAAGAUUUCUAGGUAGGGUGAUUUUUUUAAAAUAAAAAUUUAUUAAAGAAUUAAUGACAAAACAUAAUAAUAAGCAUAAAUAGUAAAACAACAACAUAAAAUUACCAAGAACCCAAUCCCUAUAUAACACUGACUAUGUACAUUCUGUUAAACAUGGUCUUGAUCCAGUGUGAACAGCAAUUUAUGCUUUUUUUUUGUCA